CUUUAUAUAGGCACGUUCGAUAAAUCUUUCUCCCAAAAUACUUGUUUUUGAAGCUCUUUUCUUACCCACAAAACUUGAAACUUCCCAAGCUCUCACCCGAAUUAAUUACUACAUUGAAAUGGCUGCUCGCAUCUUCUUGCUAGGACUCCUCGCCGUGUCUUUUACCGUCAGUACCCUGGCAUCUGAUCCAAGCCCUCUUCAAGAUUUCUGCGUUGCAGAUAAAACAAGUUCAGUUCUAGUGAAUGGUUUCGCCUGCAAGGAUCCCAAGCUGGUUCAAGCCGACGAUUUCUUCUUCAGUGGACUACACAUAGCAGGCAACACAACAAACGCCCCAUUCGGGGCAAGGCUGACACCGGUGACUGUAGCCCAAGUAGGAGGGCUCAACACGCUUGGCAUCUCCAUUUCCCGAGUUGAUUACGCACCCGGGGGUUUCAACCCUCCUCACACCCACCCUCGAGCCACCGAAAUUAUAACAGUCUUGGAAGGAAACGUCGAAGUUGGUUUUGUCACAUCCUACCCCGACCACCGUCUCAUCACAAAGGUGCUAGGAAAGGGUGAUGUCUUUGUCUUCCCCAUCGGUCUCGUCCACUUCCAAGUAAAUGUAGGUUCUACGAAUGCCGUUGUCAUUGUUGCUCUGAACAGUCAGAACCCUGGUAUUGUCUCGAUUCCGAAUGUGUUGUUUGGGUCUACUCCAAAAAUCGCAAGUGACGUUCUUGCAAAGGCCUUCCAAGUUGAUAAGAACGUUGUCGAUGAUAUCAAAUCCAAGUUCUAGACAAUAGAUGGCAGAAUAUGUGCCUGUCACAGAAGUUUGAGGCUUUCUGAGUUUCUCUAUUCUUUUGUGCAUUACCUUAUCUUUAAGCAAAUGGUUUUUUUAUAUAUUUUCUGACAUUGAUGUCAUAUAAACAGUGUACUCAAUAAAACAAAUUUUAGGUUGAAUACAGGCCGUGAUUUUCAGCCUCAA
Molecule: messenger RNA, 961 nt
Organism: Carya illinoinensis
Lineage: Eukaryota; Viridiplantae; Streptophyta; Magnoliopsida; Fagales; Juglandaceae
Product: putative germin-like protein 2-1
Exons: 2
Coding region: 119-772 (217 amino acids)
Cellular component (GO): cell wall
Molecular function (GO): manganese ion binding
Source: RefSeq, a predicted model, not a curated record